CAGGCCUGCCAGGGUCUCCACUAGCAGGCGAUCACCAAUCUGCUGUCCUGGACCCAGUCUUUGGAUCCCAUGUGCUCCCAAACUCACGGAAUCUGAGCAGUGUCCAGACGCUAUCUCUAGUCCUUACCUCUUGGGCACAUCCUGUCUGACACCUUUCUGUGGGAUGGUGGGACCCAACAGUCCAGCUGCCCUAGGUCCCCAAACCAGUUCUGAACCUGCCCCAAGUCCUAUGUGCACACUCCACAGAGCUCUACCUUCGUGGGUGCUCCAGCGUGUAGUUUAACCCUUCGGUGACACAUGGCAGAUAAUGCAAGGUACUCACUCAGGCUUUGCCAAGAACUUCUUAAACACACAUGCACCUUACUCAUAGACGGCACAAGAGAUUUACAGACCUAUGGAAAAAAACAAUGCACAGCUGAACGCAGUUCCCUCCUUCAGAGUCCUCACCACUCCUGAGAGUCCUUUAGGGUUUGGUCAUAGGGGACCAGGUCCAUCUUGCCCCCUACAUCUUCUCAGUCUGCUCGUUCCGGUGAUGGUCUUUGUCCCUUUGCUAGAGAGCCUGUCCUUUGAAAAGCAGGGUCGGGACGCCUCUUCCUGCUUCUCCUCUCAUGUUGGGGAAUUUUCCAUUCUCCCCCUCUCCCCACUUUGUGUGGCAGAGGGUUGCUAAAAGCUAGUGGCUCUGCCUGGCACCCCUCUGGAGCUAUCUGGGUAAGACUAUACAGUUGCUAAUGGCCCUGUUUCAGAUUUUCAGAUGUGGUGCAUUUUCUACCAUAAAAUGGAAGCUAUAAUCCACAGUGACGGUCACAGUCGUAAACAAGAGUGCAUAAAAUCAAAUGGAAUUCAUGAGUUUACAUAGACAGAGUGACAAAACUUCACAGCCUCCGCCAUAGCAUCUGUAAAGCAGGUUUGCUUCAGGAAGUGGGAAGCUUGCUUGAACAGAGCUGUCUCUGCUCUUUCGCUGGUUCAAGUUCCCCUGUUCUGAAGAAAUAUCUCCUGACUUUGUGGCUAAAAUCAUUCAAAUCCAGUGGGAGCAGAUUCUGGAGGAAACCUAUGCCACACCUCUGCACCUCACAGUAGAGGUUGCUGAGAUGACUUCCUCAAAAGAAUAUGGAUCCAGUUCUUGGGAGCUCAUUGUCACAGUCGAUCAUCAGUAUGAAGAAGAGCAAAAGGAAUUUACACUUCGGGUCUCGGGAGAUCUACAUAUUGGUGGAGUGAUGCUCAAAUUAGUAGAACAAAUCAACUUAUCACGGGAUUGGUCAGACUACGCUCUUUGGUGGGAGCAGAAGAAGUGCUGGCUUCUGAAGACCCACUGGACGCUGGAUAAGUGUGGGGUGCAGGCAGAUGCCAAGCUGCUCUUUACCAUGCAGCACAAGAUGCUGCGCCUCUGCUUGCCGAACAUGAAAACCGUGCGGCUGAAGGUCAGCUUCUCUUCGGUGGUGUUCAAGGCUGUCAGUGACAUCUGCAAAACCCUCAAUAUUAGACGGUCGGAAGAACUCUCUCUGUUGAAACAGUCGGAAGAUACUUUGAAAAAGAAAAAGAAAAAAGACAAGAAUAACAAAGAACCAGUCAUAGAAGACAUUUUAAACCUGUACAACUCUCCAGUGAUUGCAGGAUCACCAGCAAGUCCUGGUUUAUUCAGUAAAACUAUGACUCCCAUUUAUGACCCUGUCAAUGGAACACCAGUCCCGUCUACUAUGACUUGGUUCAGCGACAGCCCUCUGACUGCACCGAACUGCAGCAUCCUUGCCUUCAGCCAUCCCAACUGUUCUCCGGAAACACUGGCCGAAAUGUAUCAGCCUCGGACCUUAGCUGACAAAGCCAAACUUAAUGCAGGCUGGCUGGAUUCAUCACGAUCGCUUAUGGAACAAAGCGUCCAGGAGGACGAUCAGCUUCUCUUACGCUUUAAGUACUACACUUUCUUUGAUCUGAAUCCAAAGUAUGAUGCGGUGCGAAUAAACCAGCUAUAUGAACAAGCCCGGUGGGCCAUCCUAUUAGAAGAAAUCGAUUGCACGGAGGAAGAAAUGUUGAUCUUUGCUGCAUUACAGUAUCACUUAAGCAAGUUAUCGUUAUCAUCAGAGGCACAAGACUUCACACAUGACUCUGAAGUAGAUGAAGUGGAAGCUGCACUUUCCAAUCUGGAAGUAACGCUGGAAGGUGGAAAAAUGGAUAACAUCUUGGAGGACAUUACAGACAUACCGAAACUUGCAGAUAAUCUCAGGCUAUUUAGGCCCAAGAAGCUAACCCUAAAAGCCUUCAAGCAGUAUUGGUUUGUCUUUAAAGACACUUCAGUAUCUUAUUUUAAAAACAAGGAAGCUGGGCAUGGAGAACCCAUUGAGAAGCUAAACCUAAAAGGAUGUGAAGUUGUCCCAGAUGUAAAUGUCGCCGGGAGAAAAUUUGGAAUUAAAUUACUAAUUCCUGUUGCUGAUGGCAUGAAUGAAGUGUAUUUGAGAUGCGAUACUGAGAAUCAAUAUGCCUGCUGGAUGGCUGCUUGUGUCUUAGCUGCCAAAGGCAAAACAAUGGCAGACAGCUCUUACCGGCCUGAGGUGCACAAAAUCCUUUCAUUCCUGAAGAUGAAGAACCGGACCACGUCUCCGCAGGCGGUCUCCGAUCCAGAGAGCGUGGACAUGAAACCAGAACGCUUUGUCUCACCACGAUAUGCCAAAAAAUACAAGUCCAAACAGUUGGCCGCCCGCAUUCUGGAAGCCCAUCAAAACGUGGCACAGAUGCCGCUAGUGGAAGCCAAGUUACGCUUUAUCCAGGCGUGGCAGUCCCUCCCCGAGUUCGGCUUAACAUACUACAUUGUAAGGUUUAAAGGAAGCAAGAAAGAUGAUCUGCUGGGAAUUUCCUAUAACAGGCUGAUUAGGAUUGAUGCAGCCACUGGGGAUCCUAUCACAACAUGGAGAUUCUCCAGUAUGAAGCAGUGGAAUGUGAACUGGGAAAUACGUCAGGUUGCAAUUGAGUUUGAUCAGAAUGUGUCCAUUGCUUUCACGUGCCUGAGUGCAGAUUGCAAGAUUGUCCAUGAAUACAUUGGAGGUUACAUCUUCCUGUCAACUCGUUCCAAAGACCAAAAUGAAACACUGGAUGAAGAUCUGUUCCAUAAAUUAACUGGAGGACGGGAAUGAGGUGAAGCAACAUGUUUGCUUGCUGGCAAAAAGGACCAGACAAUAUAUAAGGUUCUCUCUCUUACACUGUUACUUCUGUUGACUGAUGAAAUAGCACAGACCAGUGUACUUAUCCUGUGGCAGAGGGAUGGAAUAAGGUGACUCUUGAUCAAUAUUAGGGAAAUAAGACUUCUUUGGUUGUUUUUUAUGCUAUGUGAAGAUUUCACCAAAGGUUCCCUUUAUCUUGAUUGUUGACGCACAUUUCCUAUUCUGUCCUGUUUAACUUAGAUCUAUUUUAGCAUCCUGAACAAGGAAUUUGAGGCUACUGAGAUACACAUCCUGUUCUCUGUUACACUGGGGCAACUGCCAUUCAUCUCCCAUUUUCUAGAUUAUCUCAGGAUUAAUAGAGCUAGGGCUACAUAAAUAUACAUUUGAAAUCUAUAUUACUGGAACAAAAUGCUACCUAUCAUGUACAUAGUACUUCCACACCCCCAAGAUUUCAUGCAUCCUGAGAUGUUGAAUUUGUCGCUACAGAAUCACUGCUAGAUGGUGUUUGUUUGGGCUGUCGUUGGGCCUGAUUCUUCUCUCACUGGGUCUGGUUUUACUCCAGUCUCUCUCAGCUGGCUGCAGUGGAGUUAUUCCUGAUGCAUACCGGUGUACGCGCAUGAGGGGUCAAGUGGAUUGAAACAGGAGGGGGAGCUGUAGAGGAGCACUACAAACCCAAGCCAGGGAGAGGAAGAGGAGUGUUCCCUCCUCUUUUAGCAGUGCUGCUCCCCUUUCUUUAGCUCUCUAUGGGAAGAGUCAGACCCAAUGGUGUUCUGUUAGUGAAAUUCACUCAUGGUGCAGAGGGACCAUACAAGGCCUUCUAUGCUACUUAAUGCCUGCACGAGAGCUGCUAACAGAAGUAGGUAGUUCUUUUCAUCAGUUGAUCUCAAAGCACUUUACAAAGGAGGGCAGUGUCAUUAUCCCCAUUUUACAGAUGGGGAAACUGAGGCCAGGGGGAAGUGAAGUGACUUGCCCAAGGUUGCCCAGCAGGACCGUAGCAGAGUCAGGAAUAGAACCGUGGGUGCUUCGGUCCUUGUCCAGCGCUCUACCCACUAGGCGACACUGUGUUGAGAUCAGAGGGAGACAGCAUGAACUGAUCUUGCGAUCUGAGGUGCAGGCUGUCAGGCUGUUGAUUUUGAAGAACGAUACCUUUGCUUCAUUCCGUGGGGAGUUCUGCCUACACCCCACAGCGUGUUAGAGCUGCAGGCAGCAGGAGGGAACCACAUAGUAUGCUGUGAAUAUAUGAAUGUUUGUGCAGUAAGAUUUUGAAAUGUUUCCCACUCUAGCCUGGCUUGUAACAUUUUUGCUGUUCCAGCCCUUAAAUAAAUACACACUUUUGUAUUCAA
Mauremys reevesii (Reeves's turtle) is the source of this 4492-nucleotide messenger RNA. It is a transcript of the gene FERMT1, whose product is annotated as FERM domain containing kindlin 1. Lineage: Eukaryota; Metazoa; Chordata; Testudines; Geoemydidae. Gene Ontology annotation, biological process: integrin-mediated signaling pathway; cell-matrix adhesion. Gene Ontology annotation, cellular component: focal adhesion. Bases 1089 to 3122 code for a protein of 677 amino acids. The transcript has 15 exons. The record is from RefSeq and is a predicted model, not a curated record. Gene Ontology annotation, molecular function: integrin binding.